Messenger RNA from Microbotryum saponariae, 2061 nucleotides. The record is from the annotation of a GenBank genome assembly. Lineage: Eukaryota; Fungi; Basidiomycota; Microbotryomycetes; Microbotryales; Microbotryaceae.
AUGGCGUCCUCUACCCCUCUGGCUUCGGCUGCCCCGGUCACACUGAUCGCGUCGACCUCAGCACUGCAACUAGCCCCUUUGUCGACUCCUUCCAUGACCUCCCAUCCAGGGCCGAGCUCUGUCCCCCGCACGAUCUUACCAACUAUCGGCGAGGAUCGACCUCUCACACAAGCACCGCCUCUCUACACCUACCUCAGACAAGUCCGACUGCCGCACGGACACUCGCUCCCUGCUGCUGGAUCGACUUCGGCUCAAGUGUUGAGGAUGACUCUGCAUCCCCACCGGUGUGAGAUCGCGCUCGUGGACUUGCACUACGAUACAGAGGAAGAGAGGACGCGGCAUGCGGUACCGACUCGGGUCUGGUUCGACACCAGCUGGAUCCAGGAACUCAAUGUGGGGGGAACUUUCCUUCGUGGCGACAUCCCUCCUGAGCUUUCCUCCGAGGCUAACGAGCUGGGUGGUCUUUACUCCUCCACAGCUUGACAUCGACCAUUCGAUCGACAAAGAUGGUCACCCCGUGGAAGGAUCCGAAGUCGUCAUUUCGUUCAAGCUACACUUCCAAGACGGUGAGCACCGAGCACUGACUCUCCCUCAACUUUAGAUCAAGCCCAUGCUUACCGCCCGCUCGAGUCGGUCUGCGCAGGCGAAACCAUCUGGAUCCAUUGCCAAGUCGACACGAGGACAACGAUGCGUCACGAGUGGCAUUACUUUGAGACCCGCAUCAAGCGACGGCUCAAGAGGUGGUCAGACAACGUUCCGUUCCCGGCCACGAUUAGGUUCGUCACCUUUCUCUCUCGUGAUCGAAAGCUUCUUGGUCCUCAACACUUGGCAAGUGGAGAAAUUUGAUGCCCGGAAUAUUUUGACGUCUGCAGCCCACGUGGAGCUUGGGCCAUCCCACCACCCGGGACGUCGCUUUACUCGAUCACCCCCCCGCCAUGGUACGACCCGGACGACAUGCGCACAUGGACCUGUUCGUUCCCUCCUCUCGAUUCGGACGAGUGGCAGAUGUUUCUGAAGAAAAAGGAAAAUGUGGAGCAAGCCGCUGUGGUCCGGAGUGCGCCGUCACCGAGAAAGCAACGAGCGCCGCCGGUUCGGCCUGACGUGUUGGUCUUGCCCAAGCGCAAGAUCAACAAGCGCAAGUACAGUAGUAAACGCGAAGGGAAAGCCGUGGCCAAGCGUCUACCCGACGACGACUCGGACAAGGACGACGCCGACGCCGACGAUCUUUACGUUGACUCCACGGCCUCAAAGAAGCCAAAAUUGUCCGCCUCGCCCUUCGAGGUUGUCGUCCAAGCGCGAUCAGUGCCCACCCAAAGUUCGACCUCACCGAUCCUGGGCCGACGAAAACCUUUUUCCACAAGUUCUUCUUCAAGAAGCGCCAGUAACGACAAUGCGGCCGAUGCAGGAUCCGAGCCUUCGAGACCCCCAGCAAGUCGAGGUCGGCAUCCCCCGGCUUCCACGUUUGACCCUGAUUCCUUCGCCUUCAUUUCGAAUGAUCAUCGACGAUCGGGUAGGACGUCCAGGAAUUCACCGAAUUCGGCCAAGGAUUAUUCCGAUGAGGUGCAGUUGGCCGAGAUGGUCCGACGAGCCGAACAAGCCGAGGAACGGAACGCCCAACUCGAACGUGAGGUCGAAGAGCUCAAGGCUUCCUUGCAGGCCAAAGAUCUUGAAUUGGCUCGUGGUCCAGGGAUCGCAGCUAACAAGGAGGGGCAACACACGCUUGAAUUGGAGGCCUUGACCGUUGUGGUCGAUGCAGGGGCGCGAAGGGAGGCCGAUCUCGAACAAAGUUUACGUCAGCUCAAAGACCUUGUCAGGGAGAAGGAUUUCGAACUGGAACGGUGUCGAAAGGAGAUUGAGACGCACGUCUUGAAGUGGGAGAAGAGGGAUGGGUAAAAUGAUGUUGUCGAAGAGAGAGAGUCGAACGUGUUGGACAAGCGGCUCGUCGCGUUGGGGUCGUCGACGUCUACAGGAAGCUACGAUCCGGGUCUGGCCGAGAAUGUGGGGCUCUUGAAGGUGAGGAAUGAGAUCGAUGAGAAGCCGCAGCAAGCUCGUGCAGAAUGA